Messenger RNA from Nycticebus coucang (slow loris), 2651 nucleotides. It is a transcript of the gene SCP2, whose product is annotated as sterol carrier protein 2. Gene Ontology annotation, molecular function: acyltransferase activity, transferring groups other than amino-acyl groups. NCBI's taxonomy places the organism in Eukaryota, Metazoa, Chordata, Mammalia, Primates, Lorisidae. The transcript has 16 exons. The coding region runs from base 70 to 1713 and encodes 547 amino acids. The record is from RefSeq and is a predicted model, not a curated record.
CCGGCCGCCUGCGGGGCAGUUCUCCGCUGUCGUCCGCUGCGCUCGCAUCGGCUGGGCACUGGCGGAGCCAUGUUUCCCUCGGUGCAGAGAUUUCCGCCCAUGCGCCGGGUGUUCGUGGUGGGGGUUGGCAUGACCAAGUUUGUGAAGCCUGGAACUGAGAAUUCAAGAGACUACCCUGACUUGGCAAAAGAAGCAGGCCAGAAGGCUUUAGCUGAUGCACAGAUCCCAUAUUCAACAGUGGACCAAGCAUGUGUUGGCUACGUUUAUGGUGACUCUGCCAGUGGACAGAGGGCUAUUUAUCACAGUCUGGGACUGACGGGGAUCCCUAUAAUCAAUGUGAACAAUAACUGUUCUACUGGUUCUACAGCAUUAUUUGUGGCCCAGCAGCUGAUUCAGGGUGGUGUGGCAGAAUGUGUCUUGGCUCUUGGGUUUGAGAAGAUGGAGAAAGGAUCCAUUGGAAUAAAAUUUUCAGAUAGGACCAAUCCAACAGAUAAACAUCUUGAUGUCCUAAUCAAUAAAUAUGGAUUGUCUGCCCACCCAGUUGCUCCUCAGAUGUUUGGAUUCGCUGGAAAAGAACAUAUGGAAAAAUAUGGAACAAAAAUUGAACACUUCGCAAAAAUUGGAUGGAAAAAUCAUAAACAUUCAGUUAAUAACCCGUAUUCCCAGUUCCAAGAUGAAUACAGUUUAGAUGAAGUGAUGGCGUCUAAAAAAGUGUUUGAUUAUUUGACUAUCCUACAAUGUUGUCCCACUUCAGAUGGUGCUGCAGCGGCAGUUUUGGCUAGUGAAGCAUUUGUACAGAAGUUUGGCUUGCAACACAAAGCUGUGGAAAUUUUGGCACAAGAAAUGGUGACUGAUUUGCCAAGCUCAUUUGAAGAAAAAAGUAUUAUUAAAAUGGUUGGCUUCGAUAUGAGUAAAGUUGCUGCCAAAAGAUGUUAUGAGAAAUCUGGCUUGGGACCAAAUGAUAUUGAUGUGAUAGAACUUCAUGAUUGCUUUACUUCCAAUGAACUCCUUACUUAUGAAGCACUGGGACUCUGUCCAGAAGGACAAGGUGGAACACUGGUUGAUAGAGGAGAUAAUACCUACGGAGGAAAAUGGGUCAUAAAUCCUAGUGGUGGAUUGAUUUCAAAGGGACACCCGCUGGGAGCUACAGGUCUGGCCCAGUGCGCUGAACUCUGUUGGCAACUGCGAGGGGAAGCCGGAAAGAGGCAAGUUCCUGGUGCAAAGGUGGCUCUGCAGCACAACCUAGGCCUUGGGGGAGCUGUGGUUGUAACGCUUUACAGGAUGGGUUUUCCUGAAGCUGCCAGUUCUUUUAGAACUCAUCAAAUUGAGGCUGCUCCAACCAGCUCUCCAGGUGAUGGAUUUAAAGCAAAUGUUGUCUUUAAGGAGAUUGAGAAGAAGCUUGAAGAGGAAGGGGAACAGUUUGUGAAGAAAAUCGGUGGUAUUUUUGCCUUCAAGGUGAAGGAUGGCCCUGGGGGUAAAGAGGCCACCUGGGUGGUGGAUGUGAAGAAUGGCAAAGGGUCAGUGCUUCCUAACUCAGAUAAGAAGGCUGACUGCACAAUCACAAUGGCUGACUCUGACUUACUGGCCUUAAUGACUGGCAAAAUGAAUCCUCAGUCGGCUUUCUUUCAAGGCAAACUGAAAAUCACUGGCAACAUGGGUCUGGCCAUGAAGUUGCAAAAUCUUCAGCUUCAGCCAGGCAAACCUAAGCUGUGAAGAACUCCCUUUGGCUACUUUUGAAAAUCAAGAUGAAAUAUAUAGCUACACAUCCAUAUAUUUCAUUGUCAGCAUUUAGACUGAAACUACACCUUGGCAAAUUGUGCGAGACAGAUUUGUUUUUCAAUUGUAUGACCAAUCCUGUUUUCCCUAAGCUCUGGGUGGAUAGAGCCUGAUGGUGUACGGCUGCUUUGCUGAGCUGCAUACAACUGUGCAUUACAAAGUUAAUAUGGUAAUUAUGGUUUGGGGUAAAACUGAGUUUCAGAAUAAAAUUAGGAAGAGUAAAAUCCAAAAAAUUAUGUAGAUAAAAGCUCUUAUUAUGCUUAUAAAGUAUAUUUAGGGACUAUUCUGCUGAAUAUUCGAUUUAAGAGUUUUCCUUGGGAGAACUCGUGAAGAAACAGUUCCAAUAACUGGUCAGUAAUUAGUGUUGUGCACUUAAUGACCUUUAAUUAAUCUCUCAUGAAUAGUGCUUAAAAUUCUGCACUAGGAUGAUAAAAGAAAACCAACUUAAGCAUUUCCCAUUUCAAAGAAAAGUUUGCAUUUCAUGCCAUCAGAAACAGUAUUUUCUUCCCAAAUUAAAAUAAAAGAAAUAUGAUCACUUCUUGGAAGGGGGAUGUGUUGCUGAACACAGGCUUAUUUUUAAAAUAAAAAUGUUUUAAAACUGGGUUUCCUUCUUGAAAAAUAUGUGUAUUAGAGUCAUAAAACACUGUUAAAAAUAAAGUUUGCUUUGAGAUGCACGGUUUUAAAAUAAUAAUCUAUUCAAAUUUAUAAAGCUCUCCGUCUGUGUUGUAAUUUUCAUGUGUGUUUAAGUAUCUGCAUUUGUCUUUUUUCCUAAUUUUCUAAUGCUAAUGUUAUUUCUUAUAAUUCAGUAACAUAGAAGAUAAAAUAAUGCUUUUGGAAGAAUGUUUAAUAGAAAAUUAAAAUGGCUCUUCCUGGUC